CCCAGGUCACGCUGAAUAAGGGACUUGCUCUCCUCCUCUAGCUAGAACCAGAUCUUUUUCAGGGGCAGGGCAGGGGAGGUGGGGAGAAUGGGCUGCCUGAAGGAGUCUUGUCUUUAACGAAGGCCUCACCAGGAGCCAGAUGGCGUUUAAUGAUUGCUUUAGUUUGAGCUAUCCUGGCAACCCUCAGCCAGGGGACUUGAUUGAAGUGUUCCGUCCUGGCUAUCAGCACUGGGCGCUGUACUUGGGUGAUGGGUAUGUUAUCAACAUAGCACCUCUAGCGGAUGGCGUCCCCGCGUCAUUUACAAGCGCCAAGUCUGUGUUCAGCAGAAAGGCCCUGGUGAAGAUGCAGCUUUUGAAGGAUGUUGUGGGAGAUGACACAUACAGAAUAAACAAUAAAUACGAUGAAACGUACAGCCCCCUCCCCGUGGAAGAGGUCAUGCAGAGGUCAGAGUUUGUCAUUGGACAGGAGGUGGAGUAUGACGUGUUUGUCAACAACUGUGAGCAUUUUGUGACCCUGCUCCGCUACGGAGAAGGCAUUUCAGAGCAGUCCCAAGGACCCAGAUGUGGGGAUGAAGAUGAUGCCGCCAAUGUCCAUACUGAUGAAGGCCUGGUACUCACUAGAACUGGGCUGGGUGCUCUGCACAUCACACCAUCCUCAGACCAGUGAUCUGAAGAGCAGGCCAGGCUGGUGCACAAGGGAGCAGUGUGGAAACAGAAUAAGGCUCCCUUCUUCAAUUCAGCUUUGAUUGGAAAACACAAGAUGACUUGAAGUGAAUGUUGCCCUUCCUGGUUAGUUGCUAUUGAUGCGGAAACUCAAAAGGAUGGGGUUCUGUUUGCACAGGUGAUUUGGAGACAAGUCCUGGGCCAGCCAUUACAGAUUAUUCUCAGAUAAGAAAAGGGUUAGUGAAUAUUCCCUCCUGUUUGCAUAAAAAUUAAAUCUGUACUUUUUCUGUAUCUCAUCAUCAUAAAGUUGACAUUCUGUCAAAGGCUGUUAAGAAGGGUCAGGACUUUUUUGUUCCAUCAAAGUAAAACUGCUUGUGUAUUUUAACAGUAGUUCCAAGGACUUUUGACUUCUAACCUUGAGAGUAUAUAAUUUAUUGUAUGAUUGUGUCUGUUAGAAUGUAUUUGUAAAAACUGUUUUUCACCUAAAAUUAUCAGUUAUGUUUGACAUCGGGAUUUGAAUUUACCCAUAAGCUUUAAGUCGCUAUGAUGUAACAAAUCCAGCUGUAAUUAACUCAAUUUAUGUAGAAGGACUCUGCGGCUACCAAUCAAAUUAAAGUGCUGGCCGACAUAAUAUAGCCUCCUUGUAAAGCACGUUUACAAUAAAAUAGAUGACUCUGAACUGAAAA
Vicugna pacos (alpaca) is the source of this 1349-nucleotide messenger RNA. The record is from RefSeq and is a predicted model, not a curated record. NCBI's taxonomy places the organism in Eukaryota, Metazoa, Chordata, Mammalia, Artiodactyla, Camelidae.